AUGCACCUCCAUGGGCGGCUCGGCUGCGAGCACGCGUACCCCGACGAGCUAAAGGACCUCACGCCGCUCGAGGAGAAGCUCAUCUCGCUCAACUCGUGCUACGGCUUCGUGACGAAGUAUAGCAUCCCCGGCGGCCAGAGGCAGAGCGUGCUCCCGCACCCGCUGGUCCGGGUCAUGGACGAGAUCCACGUCUCGUGGCAGGGCGCUGAGAGGCCCGGGCCGCGGGACCUAUCAGGCCUGCUGUCGGUAAGGCGGUCGGCGGUCGAGAGGGCGCUGGCCUGGCUCAAGGAGAACAACCCGCUCUACGGCGAGGUCGAGAUCGACGCGGCGGAGAUAGCCAGCUGGGGCGCCGCCGCACGGACGCAGACGGCGCAGGUGGUGCCGCCGUCGGAGCGGGCCAUGGACGACGGAGGCGCGGCCGAGAUCGAGGAGGUCCUCGCGAUGCUAAGGCAGGGCCAGGACCCCGCCGAGGGGAGCCGCGACGUCGGGCUCACGUGCGAGGACGACGACAGGGACGGCGCUAGGCCCGAAGAGGACGGGGACGUAAUCAAUGAGGUGCGACGCGGCGAGGAUUUCGCCGACUCGGCGGACGCCUCCUUCUUUGCAAAGGCCUUUCCGACCCUGUUCCCUUUGGGCGCCCAGGCGGAGCGGGUUGCAGAGGGCCUUAUGUCGACGCGGAACAUGAAGCUCCAGGCAUGGGCCGACGUCGUGCUGCGGCGUCACGGCGGCCGGUUCGCGACGCACCCUAUCUUCGCCUUCCUUGUCUUUAACAUGGGCGUGCGGUCUAAGAACCGCCAGGCCAGCAUGCUAGGCGUAGCGAGGAAGAACUUCGCAAGGGUCGAGGGCCUACUAAAGUCGUUAACGGCGCAGAGGCUCGAGGCGGCCAGGCCGAGCUCGAGGCCACAGUUACGGCUAGCGGCGCACCGCGGCCGCGACCCCGACGAGGCCGAGGCCUUCCUAAGUGACCUAGGGACCGCGUAUAAGCGGACGCGGCUGGCCAUAUCGGACCCGAUGAGCUCGGCCGUCUUCUUCCACCGGGAGAUGACGCUCUUCUUCGAGCACUACGUCAACGUCGGGGAGGAGUCGGUGUUCGGCCACGUCGGCGCAUACUACGGGCGGGGCAACGCGGGCAUUGGCGACGCGCUCGCCGGCCCGGACGCGGAGGAGCAGGCGGCGUACCGGGAGCGCAUCGUCCGCUACGUAGAUAGCGUCUUCUCUGAGGAGCUAGACGCAGAAGGUUACUGUGCCAUGCAGGCAGAGCGGUCGGCCACGGCGGACAUAUCGUCGCGGCUCGACGACGUCGCGCGCUUCACGGACACCUUCGACGAGGAGGCCAACUUCUGCGCGGGCGCGACGCAGAUCCAUACGCAUAGCGCGACCUGCGCGCCGUGGAGGUUGGUGGAGAGGACGGCGCUGACGGCGGACGGGGUGCUCGAGAUCCGGCGGACGCAUAGCAUGGUGAACCGGUGGAACAGGGCGAUGGCAGUGGGGCUACGACACAACCACGACAUCUCGUUCAUCGCGACGCAGCGCAAGACCAUGGCCCUAAUCUACUAUAUUACUAACUAUGCGACGAAGGUAGAGGACCCGGUGUGGAAGCGUGUGGCCGCCGCGGCCGAGUUCCUUCCUGUGCUAGAGCCGACGGGAGAGGGCAACAGAAGUGGCGCCGACCGCGACAGGAAUAAGACGAGAACGUUCCUGCUUAAGGCGGCGAAUCGAGUCUUUACGGAGCGGCCGCUGUCGCAGGUCGAGGUGAUCGCGCACCUCCUAGGGUACCCGGCGGAGUUUAGCAGCGGCUCAGCGUGGGCGUAUAUAAACGCAAACCAGCUCUACUGGGCCGUCUUCCGCCGGUGGCGGCACCUCCGACGGGCGAGCGGCGCCGAGGCGACGGGCGACGCGCCGGACGAGACGGUCGUCGUCGAGGAGGCUGGCCUGAGGAUCCCUCUCGUCGAGGCCUACCGGCACCGGGGCGAGCUCCUGCGGGCCUCUGCCUUUAUGACUACGCAUCGCUUCAAGGAGUUCAGCGAGGAAGACGACGAGUCGUGCCACCGGAGGGCGGCGGUGCAGCACCUGGCCCUAUUCGUGCCGUGGGAGUCCUUCCUCGGCGAGGAGGCAGGCGACAUUAACAACAUCUGGGCACGGGCGCGGAGUCGCUGGCGCCGAGGGUCGCGCGGCUCGCAGACAACGUGCAGCUCCUCCGGCGGUCGGCGGAGGACGCGAAGCGCGACGCCAAGCAGGGCGGCCGAAGGGGGCGAGGAGGCAUACCGCGCCGGCGGGGCGGGCGACGCGGCUCGGCUCAUCGACGUCGUCCGGAACGCCGCCAGCGCGGGACAAGUCACGGCGCAGUCAACAGAGCUGCUAGCGAUGACGCAGCAGCUCUGCCGGUUCCAGCAGUCGGCGCUCGGGUCGGCGGCCGAGCUCGCGGCGACGGUGGUGGCGGACGAGAGGGCAGGCAGGCGGGUGAACCUACCGGGCUCGGCGCUGUCGGGGGCGGCACUGCCGCGGCAAGAAGAGGGCAUCCAGGGCGGCGGGGCGGCGGCGGGCGUCGGGGCCGACCGCGGCGCGGCCCUUCGCGGGGUGAUGGGGGGCUUCGGCGAGGACGACAUCGACGUAACGGCGGCCGACGGCGACGCAGACGCAGGCACGGCGGCGGGGAUGCGCGUGCGGCUCGGCCCGUCGAGCUCGUUCGUCGCCGCCGGCAGGAAGCUGGCGGGCCAGCUCACGCUCAACGAGAAGCAGGCCAUCGCCCUCCUAAUCGUGUGCCGGCAACUCGACCGAAUCCGGCAGGGCGACGACGCAGGCGGCGACGGUGGUGGCCAGCUCUGCCUAUUCAUCGGCGGCGAGGGCGGCACCGGCAAGUCGCGCGUCAUCGAGGCGCUCGUCGAGCUGCUCGCCCGGAGGACCUAUCGAGCCGGGGCGGCCGGGCGGGAGGGGGACGAGGACAUUGACGGCGUACGGCUGGCGGGCCAGGGCGAGCGCUUCGUCGACGGCCGGUCGCGGAUGGACUGGCAGGAGAAGGAGGUGCUGGUGAUCGACGAGGUCAGCAUGCUCGGGGCGCGGACGCUGCACGCCGCCAACGAGCAGCUCUGCCGGCUGCGGGGGUCGGCGCGGGACUUCGGCGGCAUCCCGGUAGUGAUCCUCUGCGGCGACUUCCACCAGUUCCGGCCGGUGCAGGAACGGUCGAUCCUGCUGCCGAGCGCGGCGGUGGCGUGGGACGAGGACGGGGCGUUCGCGGCCGAGCAGCGGCGGCGGCACGACAAGGCGCACGCGCUGUGGCGGCGCUUCACGACGGUCGUCAUGCUAGACGAGCAGAUGCGGGCCGCCGGCGACCCGGAGCUGCGGCGGCUGCUCGGGCGGAUCCGCCGGGGCGAGCAGGACCGGUCGGACCUAGAGCUGCUCAACUCGAGAUGCUACCGGCCGGGCAGGCGGAUCCCGUGGGAGACGGGCCUGACGGUGGUGACGCCGCUCAACCGGAACCGCUGGAACCUCAACCUAGAGGCGGCGCUCGCGUUCCGGGAGAGGCGGCGGACGGCGGCGCGCGUCCUCUCCGAGCAUAAGUGGAGGGACGGCCGCGACCCGGUGCCGGCCGUCUUCCUCUUCGUGCCAGGCAUGCCGGUCGUCGUGAACCAGAACACGCACCAGGGGCUGAAGCUUGUGAACGGGGCCGGGUACACGGCGGUGGACGUCAUCCCCGACCGCGCCUUCCCGGCCACCGCGUCUCGGCGGAGCUCAUCAUGCACUUCGGCCGCCGGCGGGCAUCGUGCUGGCCUCGGAGACGACCAAGGACUUCCACUUCGUCGGGAUGCCUGCCGGGACGAUCCUGCUAACGCCCAUCAGCGUCAAGAUCACAGCGCAGCGGAAGCGGCCAUGGCAGCGCAACGACGUCAGCCGGAGGGCCUGCCGUGCGCCGCGGCCUUCGCCUGCACCGACUAUAAGGUGCAGGGCGGGACGCCAGAGCGCGUGGCGCUGGAGCUGCGGGGGCGAGGAUGA
This is a messenger RNA of Hirsutella rhossiliensis, 3990 nucleotides long. RefSeq names its product PIF1-like helicase domain-containing protein. Lineage: Eukaryota; Fungi; Ascomycota; Sordariomycetes; Hypocreales; Ophiocordycipitaceae. The coding region runs from base 1 to 3990 and encodes 1329 amino acids. Gene Ontology annotation, biological process: DNA repair; telomere maintenance. The transcript has 16 exons. Gene Ontology annotation, molecular function: DNA helicase activity. The record is from RefSeq and is a predicted model, not a curated record.